Molecule: messenger RNA, 1194 nt
Organism: Sarcophilus harrisii (Tasmanian devil)
Lineage: Eukaryota; Metazoa; Chordata; Mammalia; Dasyuromorphia; Dasyuridae
Product: vomeronasal type-1 receptor 4-like
Exons: 3
Coding region: 1-1194 (397 amino acids)
Biological process (GO): G protein-coupled receptor signaling pathway
Cellular component (GO): membrane
Molecular function (GO): pheromone receptor activity
Source: RefSeq, a predicted model, not a curated record
AUGGUCAGCAUUCCCAGAGUGCUGCCACCUGAAACUAUUAUCAGAGGCAGAUCCCAGUACCGGUUACCUCAGCCUUCAGUAGGUUCUGUCUUGCAACUCUCUGGGAAGAAUCUGGGUACUCCUGGAAGCACCCAGCAUGGCAGUGUGAGAAAUGAGAUGUCUAGAAAUCUUCUGAGGACACCGACUGGUGGAAAUGAAACCAGCUCAUUGGUGAACCAGCUAGCUCUGAGAACAGUUUUAUUUCAGUCAGUGAGAGAGUUUUAUCUUGACUUAGUUCCAGGUAUUAUUGUCUUCAUGCAGACAGGAGCUGGUUUACUGGGAAACUUCUUACUUCUUUGCUAUGGUACCUUCACAUUCAUAACUGCCAGCAGGAUGAGGCCCAUAGACUCCAUUCUUUUCCACUUGGCCUUGUCCAACUUCAUAGGAAUUAUUUCCAAGGGAAUCCCUCAGACAAUGGUUGGUUUGGGAUUUAAAAAUUUCCUAGAUCGUGUCAGCUGUAGAUUUAUGGUUUUCCUCCAUCGAGUGGCCCACAGUUUUUCUGUCACUAAUACUUGCCUUCUGAGUGGUUUUCAAAUUAUUACCAUCAGUCCCUUUACCUGUUCCAUGUGGUCAAAACUCAAAACCUAUGCCUCUAUUUACAUUUCUCCAUUUUGUAUUUUCUGUUGGAUUGUCCACAUGAUGAUACACAUUUAUAUGUUUGUGAAUAUGCAAUACAUUAUAAAAAGAAAUAACAACACAAGGAUAUGGAAUCUAGGAUUCUGUUCAGAUUCUGCUUCAGUCUCAUUCAACAACUCAUUAUUUAUUAUUGCGUAUUCUAUUCCUGAUUUCCUGUGUGUGGGAUUUAUGAUCACGACCAGUAGCUACUUGGUGUUUUUUCUGCAAAGACAUCAUCAGCAAGUCCAACAUAUUCACAGCUCCAGCCAAUUGUCAGAAAGGUCUCCUGAGAUUAGAGCUACCUACACCAUCUUGGUGCUGGUGAGCACUUAUGUUUUUUUCUACUUAGUCAGUUCCUUAUUUGCAUUUUAUUUGUUUCAUUGUGAUAAAUGUUACCAGUGGUUGACGGUCACCACAGCUUUCUUAGAUGCCUGUUAUCCAACUAUCAGCCCAUUUGUGCUUAUCAGAUCUGAUUCCCAAAUUCUCCAUUUCUUUUACUUACUCUGGCAAAAUAAAAGAUUCCAAAACUCUUUCCCCUAG